Messenger RNA from Funneliformis mosseae, 261 nucleotides. The record is from the annotation of a GenBank genome assembly. NCBI's taxonomy places the organism in Eukaryota, Fungi, Glomeromycota, Glomeromycetes, Glomerales, Glomeraceae.
AUGUUGAAUGCUUUCAUGGGUAGUGUUUAUGAAGAAGCAGUAAUUAAAGGUAGACAAGCUUUAUUAAAGUGUAAGGCAAACCAAAUAGCCGAUUAUGAAGGAAAGUCUGCCGAAAUAAUCCUUGCAAAUGAUGAAGGUCAGGUAGAUGUCGGGAAGUCAGAUGAUACAUCAAGAAAAGGUCAGGUAGAUAUUGGGAAGUUAACUCAGGAAGUUGAGAAAUUGAAGGUCAAUUUGAGUUCCAAUGAAAGGAUUCUCAAAUGA